Molecule: messenger RNA, 2705 nt
Organism: Ictalurus furcatus (blue catfish)
Lineage: Eukaryota; Metazoa; Chordata; Actinopteri; Siluriformes; Ictaluridae
Product: hyccin 2
Exons: 11
Coding region: 341-1945 (534 amino acids)
Biological process (GO): protein localization to plasma membrane; phosphatidylinositol phosphate biosynthetic process
Cellular component (GO): plasma membrane
Source: RefSeq, a predicted model, not a curated record
GAGCGGCUGCGCACUGCAGACUGGGCCGGUGCACGCACGGAGAGCUCCUAACACCAACCUCAAAAAGCCUGCCCUCUUCCUAUGCGCUUCCUCUGCAGCAUCCCACUGAUUGUUUGAUCGCUAGAUCAGCAGACAUCAUGAUGAAGAAUGAGAGUCUGUCUUUCCUUCCUAUACGCGUCUGAAACGUGAGUGAGUGAGGUGAGCUCUGACCGUCCUGAAUGCUUCUUGAAAUGAAAUGAUGUGCUUCAGUCAGAUGUGCUUUUAAUAUUUUCUCAGUUUAUUAUUACUGCAAGCUCUAGGGAUAACGUUUCUGUGAGCACCAUUUCAUGUUUUAUUUCUAAUGUUUGCACCUCUUUGUUUAAGGUGGGCCAUGCUCUUUCCAGAGCGUGGGGUGGUGGAGGAAUGGCUCUCAGAAUUCAAGACGUUACCUGAUGAUCUGAUCCCUGGCUAUACUUGCUGCCUACGUCUGAAGAAGGGUCUGGUACCUGCACUAUAUGCUGUUAUACAGGAGCAGCCCAGCAGUGAGCUUUUGGCUCCAGUGUGUCACCAGCUGUUUGAACUCUACCGAAGCACAGAGGUGGGACUACGCCGCUUCACACUGCAGUUCCUACCAGAGCUGAUCUGGGUGUACCUGCACCACGCUGCCAGCAGGGAGCGCCACCGCAAUGGCUGUGUAGAGGCUCUAUUGCUGGGCAUUUAUAACCUGGAGAUUGUGGACAGUAAUGGUAACAGCAAGCUUUUGUCCUUCACCAUACCCUCUCUCUCUAAACCUUCCAUAUACCAUGAGCCCUCCAGUCUGGGCUCUAUGGCUCUGACAGAAGGAGCGCUUAGCCAACACGACCUGAUCAGAGUGGUGUACAGCGGCCUGCUGCCCCAGAGAGAGACUUUUACUUCCCAAAACAGGUUUGAGGUGCUGUCUUUCCUCAUGCUCUGCUACAACUCUGCUGUGGUCUACAUGCCAGCUUCCUCCCAUCAGUCAGUCUGCAGAAUGAGCUCGCGACUGUGUGUAUGUGGUUACCCACGUCAGCAGCAGAAGUUGUGGAGAGAUUCGUGCAACCGUGUGCGUCUGGAUCCGGAGUUCAUGGUGCAGAUGCUGACUGCAGUUUAUCAUGCCAUCUACAAUGGCCAAUGGGAACUCGGAAGAGAAGCUUUGGAGGACAUCUUGUAUAGAGCGCAGCUAGAGCUAUAUGCCAAGCCAUUACUAGUAGCAAAUGCUAUGAGAUGUUCUCUGCCACCUCGACCACCGCAGGGCACACGGAAUCUUCUGGAGUUUGAAGCUACACCCACAAACAAACGCGUCUCUCAGACAGCCAUCACUGCUGCAUCCAUCCGCAGACUCCGCUGGAAACGAGAGGAUGCUGAUGGUGGGAGCUGCGGUGAGGACUCAUUUGACCCAGAUGAGGGCUUUUCCUCUGGGGCCUCCAGCAGUAGCCAGCCCAGCAGUAUGAAGAGGGACCGGGUUGCAGGAGUGCGUCUGUCCCGGAACCGAGCAGUGUCGCAGAAAGAGAAAACAUCUGUCGAGACCAGAGCUACUUUAUGCAUGCACCACCAACACCACCAGUCGCCUCCUCCAGCCAUCACACUCCGCACUGCUGAGAGCAGCAGAAGCCCCAGCCCCAGCAUGGCCAGGAGGUUCCUUGACCCACAUUACCUUCCCCCAUUCAUUGGUCCUCCAGCCCGAACUGCUAGCACAUCUUCCAGUAAAUCCUUGGACUGUACUGGUUUCAAUGGCUCGUCUGGUGCCACAGAUAGCUUGUCGUUUGGGAGCCUGAAUGCAGAUAGGGCUCACUGUUUGUCAGCUAUCAGCCUGCAGGAAAUGCAACUAAGGCAUGCAUCAAGAAGCCAAGAUCUGCUCUCGCCUGGAAGUCCAUUUUCCUCUUCAAGCCCACUGUCCAAACAGUCUCGCUCAUCCAGUUUUAAUAUGCAGAUUAUAUCACAAGUAUAGACAAAUCUGUGUGUCUCUCAGUGUGUGUGUGUGUGUGUGUGUGUGUGUGUGUGUGUGUGUGUGUGUGUGUGUGUAUUGACUGAAAUAUUGUGCAUGUGUAUGAGCAUGUCUUUGUAUAUAUUAUAUGGUUGUAGCAUAUGUGUGUAUGAGAAAGUGUGUAUGUGUGUGUGUGUGCAUGUUUGUGUACAUAAAGUGAAUAAUUUACAAUGACACCAUUAUGCAUUGGCAGUUUUUGCAGAAGAAAUAAGUGUUUUGCACUGUACUUCCCCUUGUGGACAUGUGAUCCAGAGGUGCAUAUAAUGUGCCAUAACAUAUCUGAAGAGGAAUACCAAUUCAAAAUCCUGCUGUAUCUUAACAAUAGUCUCAAGAACUGACAAUCAUAUGAAUUAAAUGAUGAGUGGCCUGACAAUGCAUGAGCCAAAGAAUCAAAUGUGUGAGACUUGAAGAGGUAAUAAAGAAGCUGCUUGAAUUUAAUUGCUGUAAAUGCUAUAGACUGAGCCUGCUUGUGUUGCCUGCGCUACUGAUCCAUCCAGUGCAACUGAAAUGUGCAGAGCCUCAAAGAAUUCACGGAAAAGCUACAUUGUGUAAUAAACGAUAUAGAUUAUAUCCAUUGAAGCAAGUUUAUAUCUCACAAAUGUGUACAUUUAUGUAAAUGAAUAUUGUAAGAUAGGAAGAGUUAUAUCCUGUGAGAAUAUCUCUAUAUUGGUUGUACAGAGUUCAAGAUUUAUCUGUUCGAUGGUGAAUAAAAACAUUGUGGCGA